Molecule: messenger RNA, 513 nt
Organism: Penicillium canariense
Lineage: Eukaryota; Fungi; Ascomycota; Eurotiomycetes; Eurotiales; Aspergillaceae
Product: V-type ATPase assembly factor PKR1
Exons: 1
Coding region: 1-513 (170 amino acids)
Biological process (GO): vacuolar proton-transporting V-type ATPase complex assembly
Cellular component (GO): endoplasmic reticulum membrane
Source: RefSeq, a predicted model, not a curated record
AUGGCCUCCUUCAUGGAAGAGCUGUGGUCCAGCAUCUUCACGCCGGGCCCCACCCCGACACUAUUGAUCGCAACCAACGUCUCCUUUGCUGCCCUUCAGCUCCUUCUCUUCGUCCUCGGCCUGGCCACACAUAGCAUUCACUUCGUCGUGCUAUCGUUCCUCUGCGCGGGGCUGUGGUACUCGAUCAACUGGUUUUCGCAAGAGGUGCGCGCUGCGCAGGCAGCCCAGGAGGCGGAGAGGAAGAAGGAGGCCGAGACAGACGCCGAGCCCAUCGACGGGAAGAAGGAUUCCGGCACGGUGGACACUGCCGACAGCGAGACCGAGACAGAGUCCUUCGCAGGGCCAACGAAGGGUUCCAAAUCAUCAGCCGUCGCGACGGGCAGCAACCCUGCCUCGGCCAGACUGCAACCGACCGAGCGCGAUACCAAGAAGCGUUCCCGCACGGGCGGCGAUAGUUCUGGUUAUGGGAGCACUGACAGCGAGUGGGAGAAGGUGGAGGAUAAUAAGGCGUAA